Molecule: messenger RNA, 445 nt
Organism: Linderina pennispora
Lineage: Eukaryota; Fungi; Kickxellomycota; Kickxellomycetes; Kickxellales; Kickxellaceae
Exons: 1
Coding region: 187-435 (82 amino acids)
Biological process (GO): multicellular organism development
Source: RefSeq, a predicted model, not a curated record
UUCGAAAAAUGUGAAUCGCUUAUUGGCCUCAUCGCCUAGCUUUGCCUGCCUGCUCAGUUGACUAUAUAAGCACCGCGCCCACAUUUCGAGCGGUUUUUUCCUCAAAUCCAAACUCUCCUUAUUCCCUUUACAUCUGGGCUCCUAAUAGUAUCUAAAAACACACAUAUCCUCUUUUUUCUUCCAGCCAUGCCUCGCGUAUCCAAGAGCUCCACUGCCACCACCAAGUCUGGCAAGGUCUCCAAGCCUGCGAAGGCCGCUCCGGGCACUGUCGGCGGCGGUAAAAAGGUCAGCGCGUACAACAAGUUCAUGAAGGACCAGCUGCCCAAGUUCAAGCAGAGCAACCCCGGCGUCACCCACAAGGAGGCCUUCAAGAAGGUUGCGCAGCUGUGGGCCAACGCCAAGGAGAACCCCAAGAACGCCAGGGGCACAGCCUAGGCUCCAUAUC